Molecule: messenger RNA, 1417 nt
Organism: Lolium perenne
Lineage: Eukaryota; Viridiplantae; Streptophyta; Magnoliopsida; Poales; Poaceae
Product: fatty acid desaturase DES2-like
Biological process (GO): lipid metabolic process
Molecular function (GO): oxidoreductase activity, acting on paired donors, with oxidation of a pair of donors resulting in the reduction of molecular oxygen to two molecules of water
Source: RefSeq, a predicted model, not a curated record
UUGCUUUUCAACUCUGACCACCUGCCUAUGUUUGGUUAAUUUGCCGUCUGCAGGAGCCAGGAGGAAGCACGCACGACAUGGGUGCUCCGGCGGUCCUGCGCCAGCCAACGAACAAACCGCCGUUCACCCUAGCUGAGAUCAAGCAGGCGAUCCCACCGCACUGCUUCGAGCGCUCCUUGAUCAAAUCCUCCUACUACCUGCUCCAUGACCUCUUCAUCGUCGCGGCUCUCGUCUACUUGGCGAUGGCCGUGAUCCCGGCCCUCCCAGCCGGACUCCCGCGGCUCGUCGCCUGGCCACUCUACUGGGUCGCGCAAGGCUGCGUGUGGCUGGGCGUGUGGACCAUCGGGCACGAGUGCGGCCACCACGCCUUCUCGGAUUACCAGCUGCUCGACGACGCCCUGGGCCUGGUGCUGCACUCCUGGCUGCUCGUCCCCUACUUCUCCUGGAAGUACAGCCACCGCCGCCACCACUCCAACCGGGGCUCGCUGGAGCGCGACGAGAACUUCGUGCCCCAGCAGAAGGCCGCGCUGGAGUGGUACGAACCCUACGCGCCCUACAUCGAAGGCAACGCCGCCGGCCGGCUGCUGCUGAUCGCCGUGCGCCUCUUCCUCGGGUGGCCGCUCUACCUGACGUUCAAUUCCCACGGCCGUGCUUACCCGCGCUGGGCCAACCACUUCGACCCCUACGGUCCCAUAUUCAGCGACCGGGAGCGCGCCCAGGUAUUCGUCACGGACGCCAGCCUUGUGACGGUGUGGUUCGUCCUCUUCAAGCUCGCGUCGGCGUUCGGGUUCUGGUCGGUGGUGCGCGUCUAUGGGGUGCCGCUGCUGGUCGUCAACGCUUGGCUGGUGCUCAUCGUCUACCUGCACCACACCCACCAGGCGCUCCCGCACUACGACUCCAGCGAGUGGGACUGGCUGCGGGGAGCGCUGGCCACCGUCGACCGUGACUACGGGGUCCUCAACUACUUCUUCCACCACAUCGCCGACACGCACGUCCUGCAUCACCUCUUCUCCGCCUUGCCGCACUACCACGCCAUGGAGGCCACCAAGGCGAUCCGACCCAUCCUAGGCGACUACUACAAGUUCGACGCCACGCCCAUCGCCAAGGCGCUCUGGCGCGAGACCAGGGAGUGCGUUUACGUCGAGUCCAUGGGAGAUGGCAAAGGCGUCUUCUGGUAUAACAACAAGUUCUAGCUGGAUAGUCUGAGAUCUUCCAGCCCGUACGUUUGGAGCAAACAAUUUCAGCACUAUCUAUGAUGUCUACCUUAGGUCUGCCAAUGCCCGAUUGCCCGUUGCUUGUAAUACUUGAAUGUCGCUUUGGUGCUGCUUCUACUUCGUCCUCGUCUCAUCUUCUUCGUAGCCGUUGCUGUAAUAAAUCAAUUUCAAAUUAACAGUAAACUGUGUGAUUAGUCGGGAUA